GUCUGGUAGUAUUUGAACCACGUCGGCCAUGCAGCUGUGCUUGCGGUGUUUGACUUUUCUCUGCUGUGCUUCUUCUCCUCUUCUUCGUAUUUCCUGGGCCAAGUCACGUCGAGCAACAACGGCAUGGCAGCUUAUACGUACACACAUCCGCCAAUCAACACUCUCUCUCGCUCGAGGCUAGCACGCCCGUCGUCUUUUGCAAUGAUGGCGGCACGACGUCACGCCACGGGCUGGAGCCAAUUUGGCCGCCUA
Bipolaris sorokiniana ND90Pr is the source of this 252-nucleotide messenger RNA. RefSeq lists its product as uncharacterized. The transcript has 2 exons. The record is from RefSeq and is a predicted model, not a curated record. The coding region runs from base 29 to 181 and encodes 50 amino acids. NCBI's taxonomy places the organism in Eukaryota, Fungi, Ascomycota, Dothideomycetes, Pleosporales, Pleosporaceae.